AUGGCGGCCGUGUGGAGAUUUCCUAAUGGCGUCAAAUUAAGCCAAAAUAUUUUAGGAUUUUUAAAGAUUUCUUUGAGAUUUAAUUCUGCAGCUGGAACUGCACCUAUUCAUAGCAAUCUAAACUGUGGCUCACAAGCAGGUCCACUAGUAGUAUACGAUGAUAUGGUUGCUAAUGGUAACCUCAACAAGAAUGAUAACCAAAGAAAAAUAGUUGAAAAUUUACAAGAAUUGUUUGUGAAAGUUCAGACAUAUCAACCAAACCCUGGAGGGACAUUAAGUAAGAUUUUUGGCUUUGGAAAAAGUAAAAAGGCACCCAAAGGGAUAUAUCUUCAUGGUAGUGUUGGGUGUGGUAAGACGAUGUUGAUGGAUCUAUUUUAUGAAAGUGUACCAGUUGAUAAGAAAGUCAGAGUUCAUUUUAAUUCCUUCAUGUUGGAUGUACAUUCAAGAAUUCAUAAACAGAAGAAACUACUUCCUCCUCGGGAUCCUCAGUCUAUUCGCUCACAGCCUUUUGAUCCGAUACCACCAGUAGCUACAGAAAUUAGUCAAGAAUCAUGGUUACUCUGCUUUGAUGAAUUCCAGGUAACGGACAUUGCAGAUGCCAUGAUUUUGAAGAAAUUAUUUACAGUAUUAUUUGACAAGGGAGUUAUUGUAGUUGCGACAUCCAAUAGACACCCUGAUGAUCUGUACAAACAUGGACUGCAAAGAAGUAAUUUUGUUCCUUUUAUACCAAUUUUAAAGAAUCGAUGUAAAGUGCUGUGUUUAGAUUCAGGAAUUGACUAUCGACUGAUAGAUAUAUCUAAUGUCGGAAAGGUCUAUUUUAGCUCUUACGAUGAAAAUUCGACCAAAGAGCUUGAUUGGAUUUUCUCCAAUAUAGCAGAACAGGAAGCCGUCAGUGGCAGGUGUGAGAUUGAAGCAAAAGACAUCGAGAUCAGUAAGGGUGGGCGGACAAUACACGCGCCAAUCACGUGCGGACGUCUGGCAGACUUUACCUUUGAACAGCUUUGCAUGAAGCCGGUAGGAGCUGCAGAUUACCUUGCAUUAUGCAAACACUUCGAUGUCAUAAUAUUAAGAGAUAUUCCACAGAUGACUUUGUACAGAAAGACUGAAGCUCGACGGUUCAUCACACUGAUUGAUGCUCUGUAUGAUAACAGGGUUCGUUUGGUCUGCUCCGCCCAAGCAUCGCCUGCAGAUCUUUUCCAAGCUUCACCACUGAGCCAAAAGGACAUAGAAGACCAAAGAAUGCUGAUAGAUGAUCUACAGUUAACAUCAGCUGAUGAUAUCGACAUAAACGCUAGCAUUUUCACCGCAGAGGAAGAAAUCUUCGCCUUCGAAAGGACUAUUUCCAGAAUGAUGGAAAUGCAGAAGGAAGAAUAUUGGAAUUCACCAGGAAUGAGAACAGAUAAACAUGAUUAACGUCAUGAUAUCAACGAGAAACCUCUAUAGAAGAAGCAUUCUAAUUGGCUACUGUUUUAAGACUAUUCAGACCACGUGUGGUUGCUUUUAGGAAUAGACCCUUGCAACACAUCAGAGUUAAUACAGCUCAAUUUGGAAGACAAUAGAUUGGAAUUUUUUUGGCUUUGUCCUCCAAAUUGAGCUGUUUUGACUUCAAGUGCAAGAAGUCUUUGUUUGAGCCUCGUCUAUAUUUCUGUUUCUUCUCAAAUACUACUGCUAAACGAAGGAAUAAUACUCAAGAGAAUAAAAAAAAGAUCUGAAAUG
Molecule: messenger RNA, 1716 nt
Organism: Actinia tenebrosa (Australian red waratah sea anemone)
Lineage: Eukaryota; Metazoa; Cnidaria; Anthozoa; Actiniaria; Actiniidae
Product: AFG1-like ATPase
Cellular component (GO): cytoplasm; mitochondrion
Molecular function (GO): ATP hydrolysis activity; ATP binding
Source: RefSeq, a predicted model, not a curated record